Molecule: messenger RNA, 842 nt
Organism: Calidris pugnax (ruff)
Lineage: Eukaryota; Metazoa; Chordata; Aves; Charadriiformes; Scolopacidae
Product: histone H2A.V-like
Exons: 7
Coding region: 1-591 (196 amino acids)
Cellular component (GO): nucleosome
Molecular function (GO): structural constituent of chromatin; DNA binding; protein heterodimerization activity
Source: RefSeq, a predicted model, not a curated record
AUGAAGAAGCGAAUUGCUGCUGCUGCCUCUGGCCCCACUGAGCCCUCACGAGCAACGCUGCCCGAGGAAGAGGAGGAAAACUUCAUGCUGAGAAGGCGAUACAAAUAUCAUGUGAAGAACUCUCAGGCAGGCAGCUGCCGGCUGGAAAACUUGACGGAGAAGUGGGAAAGUUCACAGCUGGCUGAUAAAAGUCCUCGCCUGGCGCAAGCUGGAGGUAAGGCGGGAAAGGACAGUGGGAAGGCCAAGGCCAAGGCCGUGUCGCGCUCACAGCGAGCCGGGCUGCAGUUCCCUGUAGGCCGCAUCCACAGACACUUGAAGACUCGCACCACCAGCCAUGGGCGAGUGGGCGCCACCGCUGCCGUCUACAGCGCUGCCAUCCUCGAGUACCUCACCGCAGAGGUGCUGGAGCUGGCGGGGAACGCUUCCAAAGAUCUGAAGGUGAAGCGGAUCACUCCUCGCCACUUGCAGCUGGCCAUCCGCGGGGAUGAGGAGCUGGAUUCACUCAUCAAAGCCACCAUCGCUGGUGGGGGUGUAAUUCCCCACAUCCACAAAUCCCUCAUUGGCAAGAAAGGACAACAAAAAACAGCAUAGAGAGAGGGGAAAAAAACCAACAACCAACCAACAAAAAACCAACAGUGGCGUACCUGGGACAAGAAAUCGCGGGAAUACGUGGAUUUUUGGGGUUUUUUUAAGGAAUAGUUUAAAGGAAGCAAAUAGAGGAAUCGACUGUAGUGAGGAGGUGGUUCUGGGCUGUAGGGGAAGCUGUACCCUGGCGGGGGGCGGCGGGGGGCUGGGGGCUCCCCCGCCUUUUAUACAGUGGGAUAAACCAUUUUUUACAAAAA